Vitrella brassicaformis is the source of this 1828-nucleotide messenger RNA. The record is from the annotation of a GenBank genome assembly. Lineage: Eukaryota; Vitrellaceae.
GUCAGUCGGUGCAUGUGCAUUCCACCCCAUCCACACGCGCACGCAAUACACAAGUCACUCACUCUAUGCCCCUUCCUCCUGCUCUUCCUCAGCCACCGUCUCGUCCGCCUGGCCCUCCUCUCCCACACCAUCACCUGCAUCCCCACCAGCACCACCGGCAGCUUCAUCAGUGUCCACCACAUCCGCAACAUCCGCUGGCUGCUCUUCAUGUUCAUCGACAGCAGGUGCGGGGGCUUCACCCUCGCCCUCGUCUGGUCGUGGGCUGCCGAGUGUGGGGGUGGCCUCGGGGCGGGCGGGGGCCGACGCGGGGGCCGUGAUGACCAAGCUUCCGCCCUCGACCGACAGCCGGUCGGCCAGCUGCCCGUAGCCGCCAUUGACCUGACAGACAAGGAGACACGAGAGAGAGGCCGCUGUGUGUUGUGUGAGGGUUUUUGUUGGCUUGUUUGUUACUUCCAGGAGCUGUUUGUGCUGGGUUUCAUCGAUCUGCAGCUCCAGCGUCUCCUGCGUGUCGCCGUUGUAGGCUGUCACGUGCAGCCCCGGACCGUCAGUCGACAUCUCUGCCCACACACCACACAGACCAGAGACACACGACACAAAAGUCCUGUCUGUCUCUACUCUUGUUCUCCCUGACCCACCCACCGAUAAGCCAGUAGUCCUUGCCGAUCUUGCGCCCCUCCUUGAGUACGAACUUCUGGCUCUUGGUCCCCCUCCCAUCGCCCCCAGUAGACUUGGAUCGGUACGAGAAGAGAUCCUCAGGCCGCGUCACAGAUGAUGCGUGGCCUGAGGUGGCGGGGCGGGGCCGCCGUCCACUCUCCUUUGAUGCCGCUGAUCGGGGCGGCUUCUUGGAGGCCCUUUCCUCCUCGGUGCGGGCCGUCCUCCUUCUGCACGCAACAAGCGAUGAACAAAAAAGGCACACAGAGAGAGGGGGAAAGAAUGCACACAAAGAGGGAUGGACGCAUGAGAAGGAGAGCACAGGGAAGGAUAGGAUAAGCGGUAGAUACAUGAGGCAUUCUCUGUUUGCUGAUCCCUCCUUGACCCUCCCUGACCCGUCGGUGGUUGCCCGAGGGCUCCUGUCUCCCCGCCUCGAGCAAGUCGACUCGCGGUAGGUCGACAGGUUGAAGUCAUCCGGCCUUUCAAAGGCAUGCAGCACGUCGGGGUUCUCGCACGCAUUCUUGUAGUAGGCCAGUGAGUUCUUUGCGUGGACGUCCCACUCGAUGGCCGAGAUGACCGGCUGGCACUCCUGGAUGCGCCGGAGGAUCUGGAGGUUCUCCUGCGUGAUGCGCUGAGCCUGCUGCUUCCUGUAGGUACGGUGCAGAGACGACAGGCCCGUGAAGGGGCGUAGGCGGCUGUAGGUUGGGCGCUUCAUGAUGUCAUACAUCCGACGAAGCAGAAUCCUGACAGACAGACAAGGGAGACAACGAACGGCCCAGACACAAAGUUGCAUCCAUCGAUGACAUCAGAGAGAGAUGAGGGUUCAAGCUUGGCCGACCUGUUUUGCCUGUCGAUUUCGACGUAUCGUUCCUCGAGUGCCGCCUCCUUCUUUGCGUUCCACUGCAUGUGCGGCUUGCCGAAUGUCUUGGGAACUGCAUUGUCGAUGCUGGGCUUGACGGUGGCCUUGUUCCUCUCAUGGAUGCGCUGCCGGUGCUCCUCCCACUUCUUGUGACACACCUUGCUGCCCACUGGGAUGGCGCGAUACAUCCUCCCUCCCUCCCUCACGUAGAUGGCUGGCCGACGAGACAACGAAACGGAUCUCGAGCCAAUGCAGCUCAGCCGGCUCCAGAAAGUGCUUCUCUCGCAGUCUUGUAGUGCCGUCAGCAGCCGUGGUCAC